This is a messenger RNA of Phalaenopsis equestris, 546 nucleotides long. RefSeq names its product actin-related protein 2-like. NCBI's taxonomy places the organism in Eukaryota, Viridiplantae, Streptophyta, Magnoliopsida, Asparagales, Orchidaceae. Gene Ontology annotation, molecular function: actin filament binding. Gene Ontology annotation, biological process: Arp2/3 complex-mediated actin nucleation. The record is from RefSeq and is a predicted model, not a curated record. Gene Ontology annotation, cellular component: Arp2/3 protein complex; actin cortical patch. The transcript is spliced from 5 exons. The coding region runs from base 23 to 370 and encodes 115 amino acids.
UAUAGAUGUUGAAGGUGAUGGCAUGGCAGACAUGGCGUUUCGUUGCAUUCAGGAAAUGGAUAUUGAUAAUAGGAUGAUGCUUUACCAGCAUAUUGUCCUCAGCGGUGGGAGUACCAUGUAUCCUGGAUUGCCUAGCCGCCUGGAGAAAGAAAUACUCGACAGAUACCUUGAAGCAGUAUUAAAGGGAAACAAAGAUGGCCUAAAGAAGCUUCGCUUGAGAAUCGAAGAUCCUCCGCGAAGAAAGCACAUGGUGUACCUAGGUGGUGCAGUUCUUGCCGGAAUCAUGAAGGAUGCUCCGGAAUUUUGGAUUAACAGGCAGGACUACCUGGAAGAAGGGCUGGCUUGUCUGAGGAAAUGUGGACAGGUCUGACCAUUUUGGAAGAAGUGUAAUGUAUGCUUUAAAAUAAUGUUCAUUGUUCAUAUAAGGUGUCAGCUUGUGCUUAGAGGCUUUAUGUUUGCUACUGCAUCUUAAAUGUAUGUUCAUUCUUGAUUAAAAUUUACGCUGAGUUUUUAUUAUAUGUUCUUACUGCCUUAAAUUUUUCUGGU